Penaeus monodon (black tiger shrimp) is the source of this 559-nucleotide messenger RNA. RefSeq names its product C-type lectin BfL-1-like. The record is from RefSeq and is a predicted model, not a curated record. NCBI's taxonomy places the organism in Eukaryota, Metazoa, Arthropoda, Malacostraca, Decapoda, Penaeidae.
ACUCGCACUUCUGGUGUAGCAAAGAUGAGACCGAUUCUGCUGUUGGUUGUGGUGGCCGUCGCCUCGGCGCAGUUCCCAUUCAACCGAGGUUUCCGCCGCAACCCAUUCCGGCAGCAGUUCCAGUUCAACCGGCCGCCCAACCGCUUCGCCGCUCCCGUCCGCUCCUUUAGGGCCAAGACUACAUCUGGACAAGCGGCACGAGGCGAGGCCAAUCCUGGGUCUGGGGCAACGGAACACCUGUGUCUAGCAUCAACUGGUCACACACUGGAUUGUUAUCCUCACCGCCUUCGCCCGCUCCCGUUAUCCUCACUGAGACCAUAUUUGAAAAGCAAUCAUGUGAUAUGUAUUUAACCAUGUAAUUAAUUAUGGGUAAUACACUCAUUGUCCUGAAUGAACUCGACACCGGAACAACAUAAUUAGUCAACUGUUGAAAUAAGCCGUCCUCAUUGCCGAUUAUUUUCAAAUUCAGUAUCUUGAUAUUUAUUUAAAUUAUAGACUUUCGUCUAUUAUAUUAUAUCAUGAUGUGAAAGUUUAUAAUCGAAUAAACUUAUUUUGAUAA